Molecule: messenger RNA, 1606 nt
Organism: Brassica napus (rape)
Lineage: Eukaryota; Viridiplantae; Streptophyta; Magnoliopsida; Brassicales; Brassicaceae
Product: trihelix transcription factor GT-3a
Exons: 2
Coding region: 569-1528 (319 amino acids)
Source: RefSeq, a predicted model, not a curated record
UGGGGCACGUAAACAGUGUAAAAAACCUUUAAGGACCGAUUACUAUUUGGUAGUUUUGGUAACUGGUUUCUUAAAAAAAAGUAGGGCAUACGCGAAACUCACGUGCUAAAAAGAAUUAGUAUUCUUGGAUAAAAAUGCUCUCGGUAAACGAAAAAUCGAAAGAAAAAGAUGAAGCAAAAAAAAAAAUCUUCAAUUAAGAAGAAAAUAUGGUUUUCUUUAGUUAGCUGCUUUAAUUAAACCUAGCAUCAAUUAUAUCUUAAUCUAAAGUAUUAGUAUUCGUAGUUUAUUCAACAAAAUAAUUGUAUUUCUAUAGUAUUUCAAUUAUUUAAAAUCUUAUAUAUUAGAUAUAAAUUAGAGAGAAAAAAACAAAAUACUAUACUUCAAUUGUCUCUCGACGAUUUCACACCUUCUUUUCACACCCACCUUAUAGAUUAUAUUAAAAUCUCGCUUUCUCUCCUUCCUCUCUAUCUUCUUCUCCUAUUUUUCCAAAGAACCCCUUCUUCAUUUAUAAAGAACCCACAAAAAGUAUUUCAUUCUCCAUACGUCACAAAGACUUCGAUCCCAAAUAAUGGACCGACGUAACCCUUUCCAUCAUCACGACCAUGAACUUUACCACUUGAUCCAACAGCAACAGCUCCCUCUACCGCCGCAGAGUACGACGGCUGCGAUGGAUUCCAGUGGCGGAGGAGGUGAGAGAAUCCCUCAGUGGAGCAUAGAGGAGACAAAGGAGCUUUUGGGUAUAAGAGAAGAUCUCGAUCAGACUUUCAUGGAGACCAAACGUAAUAAGCUACUUUGGGAAGUCGUCGCCGCUAAAAUGGCCGACAAGGGUUUUGCCCGAAGCGCAGAACAGUGUAAGAGCAAGUGGAAGAACCUCGUCACUAGAUACAAGGCGUGUGAAACGACUGAACCAGAAGCUAUUAGGCAGCAGUUCCCAUUCUACAGCGAGAUCCAAUCGAUUUUCACAGCAAGAAUGCAAAGAAAUUUGUGGUCAGAGGCCACAGAAGGAAGCACUUCUUCGAAGAGAAAACACCAUCAGUUUUCAUCUGACGAAGAGGAAGAAGAUCAAGUUGAGGAGCCAAAUCAAGACAUCAACGAGGAACUAUUGUCUUUCAUCGAGACAGACAAGAAAAAGGCAGAAGUGAUUACUACUAGUACUUCUACUGAUCCAAGAAAACGUGUGAAAAAAGGAAAAGGUAUAUUUACAGGUAGUACCAAAGCUGAAACCGCGGGUAGUACAUUUAAAGAAAUAUUGGAGGACUUUCUGAGGCAAACGGUGAAGAUGGAGAAAGAAUGGAUAGAUGCAUGGGAGAUGAAGGAGAGAGAGAGGGAGAAGAGAGAGAACGAAUGGCGGAGGAGAAUGGCUGAUCUAGAGGAGGAGAGAGCUGCUGCGGAGAAGAGGUGGAUGGAGAGAGAGGAUGAGAGACGGUUGAGAGAAGAAGCUAGGGGUCGGAAGAGAGAUACACUCAUUGAUGCUUUGCUUAAUAAGCUUAAUAGAGAUCACAAUGAUGAUCAUUAUCAAGGCUUUUAAAUAUUGUUUUCUAGCUAUUUGAUUUAAGCAUGGGAUCACGUAGCUAGUUCUUUAGUAACUUAAAUCUCAUUUUAUUAA